Molecule: messenger RNA, 1641 nt
Organism: Diospyros lotus (date-plum)
Lineage: Eukaryota; Viridiplantae; Streptophyta; Magnoliopsida; Ericales; Ebenaceae
Exons: 1
Coding region: 298-1383 (361 amino acids)
Source: RefSeq, a predicted model, not a curated record
UGCCUUUUGUCGUCUCGUCUGGGUGAGCUGAUCACCAUCAUGUAUCGUCGUCGUCUUCCAUGUACUGUAUUUCUGUAAAUAGAUUAUAAUUAAACAUGGGCAGGCUUCCACGUGCUCCUCCUGGGGACUCUCUCCUCCACUCCCCCACCACCACCACCACCACCACCUCCAAUGCUUCAAUAUAUAUCUCCGUUUCUUAUGCAAAACCCUUUUCAACCCUCUCUCUCUCUCUCACUCUCAUUGGAACAAGAAGAACUCAGAGAGAGCUAGGUGGCAUUGUUAUUUGCAGAAUCAUCAAUGGCGGCGACGGAACUAGCAGUAGGGGUUCAAGAAGACACGGGCGAAGCCAACAUGCAAUGCGCCGAUCACCCUUACAGGAACCCCGCCCCCGGGGGCGGAAUCUGCGCCUUCUGCCUCCAGGAAAAGCUCGGCAAGCUCGUUUCUUCCUCUUUCCCCCUUUCCCUUUUCCCUUCUUCCUCCUCCUCUCCAUCCCCUUCCUUCAGAUCCCACCACUUUGAAGCCCCCUCCUCCUCCACCACCACCCUCUCCGUAAAACCCAACAAUGUCGUUCCAACGUCUUCGUCUUCCUCUUCAUCUUCAUCCAACACCACCCAUGAUUUUGACCACCAUUAUUCUAGAAACGCCCAAAACAAGAAGAACAAGAAGAAGGACCAUGCUAGCGUUGUGUUCAAGAGGAGCAAAUCCACCACCACGCCCCGGCGCGGCGUCCAUUUCUUGGACGGCGCGGAGCUCAGCCCAAGAAAGAGAGGCAGUUUCUGGCCGUUCCUCUACCUUUCCAAACACUCUGGCGCCGCUAGCAGGCUCGACGCCAAGCAUUCCAAGGACGGCUGCUUUUCGUCUUCUUCCAAGAAGCCGGCGGAGUUUCCGGCCGGGGCCCCGGCGCUCGAGAGCAAGGUGUCCAGAUCCAGGUCGGUUGGGUGUGGAAGCAGGAGCUUCUCUGGGGACUUCUUCGAGCGGAUCUCAACUGGGUUCGGCGACUGCACUCUCCGGCGAGUCGAGUCUCAGAGAGAAGGCAAGCCCAGGAUCGCCUCCGCCGCUGCGGCCGUGCACGGUGGAGCCGGAGGACAGGACUGUAUCAGGGAGAGAGUCAAAUGUGGUGGCAUUUUCAGUGGGCUCAUGGCCACCACCUCCUCAUCCUCAGCUGAAGAUAAUGACAGCAACUUGAAUGGCAAGCCGCCGCAGCCGCCACCGUCCGCGGUGGGACCACUUGCCCAUGGAAGAAGCAGGAGCUGGGGUUGGACAUUUGCCAGCCCAAUUAGGGCCUUCAGUAAGCCUUCUUCUGGGAAAAGGGAGACUCCCAAUAAGACUAACACCACCACAAACCUUAAUGCCAUUCCUUCUCUGUUGGCUGCAAGAGGCUAAAAAUGACGCCGCUUUACAGUAGACUUCUCGCUUGCAAGCUAAGCAGUUUUGGAAACCUCUUAUAAUUUGCCACCCUCUACUCUUCCAUUCUGUGUUAGUCUUAGAAAGUUAAAUCACUGUCAAUUUCUUUGGCUGAAUAAUCUUGGGAAGUCCAAUGCUGAAUGGGGCGCAAAGUUGACAAAUUCCAGAGAUGGAUAUGUGAAGAAGAUGUUGAUAAUUUGUAACCUUUCUACUGUUUAUAUGUGAGAUUCUGUCAUA